CUAGCUGGACGUCGGCGGUUCAACCCGUGUGGUGGGACGAAAAAUGGAUAUCGACGAAAUAUUCGAGCACAUCGGGGAGCUGGGGCGAGCGCAAAAGAACCUGUUAGUUCUCCUCUCUCUCCCCGUCGCCUGGAUGUCCUUUCAUGUCCUGAUCCCCAACUUUAUCGCCGCCGACCCUGGCUGGAACUGCUUUGUCUUCACCACCAAUUGCACAGUAGGUAUAGGAGCAGUGCCUGAUUGCACACGUGCUGUCUCGCUGAUCACUGAUCCAGAGGAGAAGUGUAGACACUAUGGGAGUGAGGACUGCAUGCCUCAGUUUGACACCUCUGAGUAUACCUCCAUUGUCUCUGAGUGGGAUCUGGUAUGCAGCCGUUCGUCUUACCCCAGCGUAGCUCAAUCUGCCUACUUCCUCGGCCUCACAAUCGGGGCAUGGCUGUUUGGCUCCCUGGCCGACAUGUACGGGAGGAAGAGGAUACUGUUCAUAAACGUCCUGGGAUGUACUGCCGUAGGACUCGGAUACGGACUGGCAACUCGGUUCUCAGUGUUUGUGGUGUUCAGAUUCCUGUUUGGAGUCAUGAGUCAGGCGAUUGCUGUGGUGGGGUACAGUCUUCUACUGGAGGUUGUCGGGGCUGGGAAGAGGAGUUUGGUCGGCGUUCUGACACAGUCUUUCUUUUCCGUCGGGAUUGGUGUCCUGGCAUUGGUGGCGUACCUCUUUCGAAACUGGAGGGUUCUGAGCGUGUUUAUUUCUGUUAUUGGACUUAGCUUCUUGCCACUGUGGAGGUGGAUCCCAGAGUCUCCUCGGUGGCUGCUGGUUAAGGGAAGAGAGGAAGAGGCAAAGGCAGUCCUGACUAAGAUUGCCAGGGGCAAUGGGAGGAAUAUGACAAUCCCACGACUCAAGAGACCCUCCAGCCAACCAUCAAAGACCACUGUCUCUGUCACUGAGCUCUUCAGGACUCCAGUCAUCAGACACAGAACACUCAUCCUCCUAGUGGCUUGGUUCACAAACUGUAUGGUCUACUAUGGUCUGUCAAUGAGUGCUGGUAGUCUAGGUGGUGGGAGAUAUAUCUCUGUAGCUCUGUCUGGACUGGUAGAGCUGCCUGGUCUCUACAUUAACUACCGCUUAUUAAACAGAGUUGGGAGAAAGUGGACUCAAGGAGGGUUCCUUAUACUUGCUGGGAUCUGCUGUGUUCUCUGGGCAUUAGGACACUGGGCAGGUUGUGGUGAGCCGUUGACGCUGACUCUGGCCUUGGCCGGCAAGUGUGCAGUGGCCAACUCAUUCUGUGCUCUCUACCUCUUCUCUGCUGAGCUCUUCCCAACUGAAGUCAGGAGUUUAGGAAUGGGUGUGGUCAGUGUAGCUUCAAGACUCGGUGGAAUCAUGUCUCCUAUCAUUUUGAUAAUGGGAGGAGUCAGUCUGGGACUACCGAUGGUGGUGAUGGGUUGUCUGGGACUGUUGGCUGGUCUCCUGAGUCUCCACCUCCCAGAGACCCUUCACCAACCUCUUCCUGAGACACUCGCUGAACUUGAGCACCGGGCACACAUCACAAUCUCAACUUACCCACAAAUAUAUAUCUAAGCCCACCAGACCCUAAUGCAAUGCGUGGCCCUUGUCCAGAUGCUUCACUAACGAAUAAACAUUACAGAACGGAGAUGACAGGUCAGCAUCAACGCGUCCGUGAAGCGUUAAAUAUAUAGUGGAUAGUACUAGGGGUAGCUAUACACUAGCACCUGCACUUCUUUUACAACAAGUGUGACAGGACUGCAUGUAGGGAAGGACUUUGCUGCACUCGGCAUGACUGCACACAACGACAGUACACACAAUGUACUGUGCCAUAGCACAGUGGUUUGAGGUUUGCCGUGUGUGUUG
Molecule: messenger RNA, 1864 nt
Organism: Geodia barretti
Lineage: Eukaryota; Metazoa; Porifera; Demospongiae; Tetractinellida; Geodiidae
Source: the annotation of a GenBank genome assembly